AUGAUGGAGAGAUUGGUUAAAGUUGAGAUACCUUCCUUUCUCGACGUCUUUGAUUUUGAUACUUGUAUGGAUUGUAUAAGAGGAAAGUUGACUAAAUCCACUACGAAAGGGUCCGCUAGGAGUGAUUUUAAUGUUGGGCAUAUUGUCGACCCUGUUACUUUUUAUCAAGUAUUGACAAGUCCUGAGUCACAUAAACUUUUUGAACUUCCUCCGGAUGCUAAAGCCAUAGAUAACAAGUGGAUCUUCAAAAGAAAAUUUGACUCAAAAGGGAAUGUUGAACGAAAGAAGGCGAGAUUGGUUGCAAAAGGGUUUACUCAACGAGAGGGCAUUGAUUAUAAUGAAACUUUUUCACCUGUUUCGUCCAAAGAUUCUUUUCGAAUUAUCAUGCUACUUGUGACACAUUAUAAUUUGGAACUUCAUCAUAUAGAUGUUAAGACGGUUUUUCUGAAUGGAGAUCUUUCAGAAAUGGUUUACAUGAGACAAUCUGAAGGUUUUGUUGUGAAGGGAAAAGAAAACUUGGUAUGCAAGUUAAAUAAAUCAUUAUAUGGCCUUAAACAGGCAUCACGACAGUGGUAUUUGAAGUUUGAGGAUGUUGUGACUUCUCUUGGUUUUGUUAAAAUAUAG
This is a messenger RNA of Fraxinus pennsylvanica, 624 nucleotides long. The record is from the annotation of a GenBank genome assembly. Lineage: Eukaryota; Viridiplantae; Streptophyta; Magnoliopsida; Lamiales; Oleaceae.